Molecule: messenger RNA, 398 nt
Organism: Amphiprion ocellaris (clown anemonefish)
Lineage: Eukaryota; Metazoa; Chordata; Actinopteri; Pomacentridae
Product: Cyclin-dependent kinases regulatory subunit 2-like
Exons: 3
Coding region: 12-305 (97 amino acids)
Biological process (GO): regulation of mitotic cell cycle
Cellular component (GO): SCF ubiquitin ligase complex; cyclin-dependent protein kinase holoenzyme complex
Molecular function (GO): histone binding; cyclin-dependent protein serine/threonine kinase activator activity; protein kinase binding
Source: RefSeq, a predicted model, not a curated record
CUAAAAGUGAAAUGGUCAGUCAUUUUGUAACGUUGGUUUGUUGUAAAACUUUUCUGAAGACUGUACCUGGAAAUAUGUCUGGCAGUAAGAUAUACUAUUCAGACAGGUACAAUGACGACCAGUAUGAGUACAGACAUGUGGUUCUGCCUCGGGAGAUGGCCAAGCAUGUGCCAAGAUCCCACCUGAUGUCUGAAGACGAGUGGAGACAACUGGGCGUGCAGCAGUCCCAAGGAUGGAUCCACUACAUGAUACAUGAACCAGAGCCCCACAUCCUUCUGUUUAGAAGACCUCUACUAAAGCAUUGACACAGUUCCACUGGAAGAUUCCUUUUGGCAUCUUUUCUUUUUAAGUAUUCAGUGAAUACUCUUUAGUUGCUAGUUAUUUGUGCUGCACAUUAU